Molecule: messenger RNA, 1896 nt
Organism: Drosophila subpulchrella
Lineage: Eukaryota; Metazoa; Arthropoda; Insecta; Diptera; Drosophilidae
Product: membrane metallo-endopeptidase-like 1
Exons: 1
Coding region: 1-1896 (631 amino acids)
Biological process (GO): protein processing
Cellular component (GO): plasma membrane
Molecular function (GO): metalloendopeptidase activity
Source: RefSeq, a predicted model, not a curated record
AUGAAGUGGAUUAUCUGUCUAUUGUUUGGCUCAAUUGUGUCUUCUUCUGGAUCUUCGGACCUCAACAGACGGCUGCUGAACAACAUCCUAAGCGAUGGCAUGCAGAAUAUGAGUCCUUGCACCGACUACUAUGAAUACGCGUGCGGAAAGUAUGGCGAGCGGCACAUUAAUGACUCCUUCGUCGGAAUUUUCCAGGUGCUGAGCCACAAGGUGAAUACGAACCUCCUCCAACUGAUGGGGGAAAUUGAAGAGCAGUCGAAGGUUAUGUACUUCAACGAGUCGAGUUUGGCGGGGAAGGUUUUGCGAUUCUACCGCAAUUGCCGAGAGGCCCCUCCGGAAACGCGAACGGUAGAGCAUUACUUGAGACUGGCCCCCCCAGCCGAGGGGCUCUCCUGGCCCCCGUUAACCCCCCCUGGUACUUCCUGGCCCGCGGAUAAGUUCAAAUGGAUAGAGACGGUGGCACAUCUGUUCCAUUACGACCUCUCCGCGACUUUGAUCAGCAUUGGUUUCACCCAAAAUGAUGAAAGAAAUACGGAGGUUCUCUUAAGCCUUGGAAGACCCUAUUCAAACACAAUUCUCAACAUUGAGGAAGUUCAACGAGCUCUUCGGGAAAUGAGAAUGCCCUCAGAAAGGAUCCAAAAUCUCGGGAGGACGUUAAGGAGAUUGCAUUGGAGUGUACAAACCAUAGCCUAUAAUAGGAAUAUCGAAAACCGAAUUAUGAGUGUUCAGGAGAUGAAUAUCGAAACUGACUACGACUGGCAGAAGUUCAUCGAGAUAAUAGUUGGCCACCGCAUUCUACUCAACUUCCGGGUGGAGGUCAAGAACUUGUCCUAUCUCAUGGCAAUUAGACGGCUAAUAGAUAACGCCGACGUGGAGCUGGUGGCUUACUAUUUAAUGAGCCGACUCUUCCUCCGUCUGCAGGCGUACACUGAGGGCGGCAAAGAUCCUUUGGAUUGCAUUAAGGAUGUGCGUCGCAACAUGUACUUGGCCGCGAACCACCUCCACAAAGAACGCUUCCUGGAUAAUCUGCAAGUUCAAUCACAGGAAAUCGAACGGGUCUUCGCGCAAAUUCGACAGCAAUUGAUCUUGAAGAUCGAAAGCAAUCGCCUUGGCCUAACCGUUGAACAGAGGAUGAUGGCCGACAGGAAAGUAAAGGAUCUCGUCCUUAACAUCGGCAACAUGCCCAGGUUCCAUGAGCACUGGGACUUCACCAACGAAUACUACGAGGAUCUGGAUGUUCCUUCGGAAGACCUCGACUUUGCUCGGGAACACAUAAGGAUGCUGAAGUUUUACGUGCAAAAGGUUCUAGGACAGCUGCGCCAUUCGGAAAACGAAUUCUUCAUGCCCAACACAGAGGAAUCCACUAUAUCCAAUCCGUUCCUCGUAGGCCGACAAAACGUUAUUGUAGUGCCGUACGACCUCUUGCAGGAGCCGUUCUUUGAGCCUGAUAGUGACGAUGUGUUCAAGUAUAGUUUGAUGGGAUUCGCCCUCGCCCGAGAAUUAAUGCGUUCCGUCGACAAUACUAAUAUUCCGUUCGAUACAUACGGAAAUCUAAACAAAAUUGGAAUCGAUAUCGCUAAUUCUCCGAAAUUUCAGGAAGCUUUGCAGUGUGCGACAGAUUCAAACGAAUUGGAUAUGAACGAGCACCUGGCGGAUAUUGGAGGUCUAAAUCUCGCCUAUUCCGCCUACUUGGCUAGCCGCAACGUGAGAAUCAAUCCCUCCACGAAAGAAACCUUCUUCCGGAAUCUGGCCCAGACUUUCUGCACAGAUGGAUUCCCGGAUGCCAAUGGUCAGCACGUUGAUCAAUUACAUUUGGAGUAUAUGCUCAAGGGUUACACCCCAUUCGACAGGGCUCUAGAAUGUCUUCCAGCUUACCUUCAGUGCCAGUUUUGGUAA